AUACAUACAAUUCUCAUUGUUGUUUCCAUAAUAACAACUAAACCUACUACUCCACGAUUAGUGAGAGCAAAGCUUUUUAUGUUUUUCGGAUUUGCAUUGAGAUAUUACCAUAUAAUAUCGCGGAAAAGGAAAAAAUGGAGGCACCCAUUAUGUUACCCCUUGAAAGGACUUCGUCAAUUGAAAGAGAGCCCAGAACUCUUAAUAUCAACCAAAUCCAAUCCGCUAGGGAGUUAGCAAUAUAUAUAUUGAACACAAAGACCAUAGAAGAAGCGUCCAGAAUUUUCACGGAGGGGUUGCAGCCAGUGGUUAGUGCUGCUUGCUGCAUGAGAUCCGGCACAACAAUGGACAUGGAUUUGGGUGAAGAACUUGAAGUGUUGAACUCCAAAGACGCAACAACACAAGUAGCCCCAGCAGCAGCAUUCAGAGACAUAGCAUCUGCACCUUUCUAGAACAAUUUGAACAACUCAAUUGACUUGAGUUCUUCAUGAUGUUGUGCAAUAAUUGUAGAAUAUACUCCACUUAUUAGUUAGUUUGUACAUAUCGUUUGCCAUACACGUUGAAAUUUUGGGUUCUUAAGUAUAUUUCACAUGAUUCGUUAUCCCCUAUUUUGGGUGCUUUUCCAA
Messenger RNA from Glycine soja, 623 nucleotides. RefSeq lists its product as uncharacterized. The transcript has 3 exons. Lineage: Eukaryota; Viridiplantae; Streptophyta; Magnoliopsida; Fabales; Fabaceae. Bases 135 to 449 code for a protein of 104 amino acids. The record is from RefSeq and is a predicted model, not a curated record.